AUGGAGAAAGCUGUUUCACGUGGUAUACUACUAGAAGCAUAUACCUGUGUGGUUGCUGAAUGGGGAUUUAUACCAGUUGUGAUUGAUUUACUGACAUCAAUGAAACAAGAAUAUUUAGCUAAUAUAAAAAUAUCAACAAAUAAAGAUACUGCAAAAUUAACAGCAACAGCAAUAAGUGCAUUAUGGUGGGGAGCAGGGAUGAGAUGUGAUAUUAUUUUAGAAGCAUGUGUAAGUAAUUAUUUAUUAGAUAUUGCCAUUUCAUUAUUGUUUAUUUACGCAACACCUUGA
This is a messenger RNA of Didymodactylos carnosus, 288 nucleotides long. NCBI's taxonomy places the organism in Eukaryota, Metazoa, Rotifera, Eurotatoria, Philodinida, Philodinidae. The record is from the annotation of a GenBank genome assembly.